Molecule: messenger RNA, 1115 nt
Organism: Puntigrus tetrazona (Sumatra barb)
Lineage: Eukaryota; Metazoa; Chordata; Actinopteri; Cypriniformes; Cyprinidae
Gene: pagr1
Product: PAXIP1 associated glutamate-rich protein 1
Exons: 5
Coding region: 276-1061 (261 amino acids)
Source: RefSeq, a predicted model, not a curated record
CAGUAUAAGUGGAGCUCAGAAAACAAUACAAAAUAAUAAUUAAAGAAAGUUCACGUUCCGCGGGAAAACACGGCUGUGUCGUCAUCCGAGCGCGCGGUGGCGCUGUGGGCGGAGCUGCACAUCCGGGUCCUGAGGCGAGUGACGUCAGAGCGCCAAAAUAAACAGCAGCGCUCAAUGAGCGGAAUAACCAAAACAGUAUUCUACAGUUUACUGAAAUAAUUGUUAUUAUUCUGCGAAGCUGUUUAUGAGAGAAGUGGGAAAAUAACAGAGAGGAGAUGCAGGCGGCGGAGGAGACGCUGGUGGAGCGCGUGGAGUCGAUGGGAGUCAGCGAGGAGCACAAAACUGUGGACGAAAAGGAGCCAGAAAGAAGCGAGGAGACGCGUGAAGACACAGAAGAUGCUGCAGCAGACGACAGCUCAACCGUGGAAGGAGAGAAGGGCGGCGAGGAGGCGGAGGAGCCGAAGGAGGCUGGAGAGACGGACGGAGGCGCUGAGGAGGACUGGGAGAUCCCUUACAGCGACGAGGAGAUGGAGGACCCCGGCAGCUGGAUGCCUCCGCCCGACGAGAUCAAGCGGCUCUACGAGAUCCUGUCCCGAGGAGAAGCCCUGGAGCUGAAGUGGGAGCCGCUCCCUCGCCGACCUCCGACCCCGCCUCGCACGCCCUCGCCCGAGAGAGACGGAGACGCCUCGCAGGACGCCCAGGAGGAGGACAACCAGCGCAAGGCUCUGACUCCGACCGAGUUUGACUUCGACGAGGAGCAGAGCCUGACGACCCCGAGGAGCUCGUUUCUGAGUCGACGCAGGACUCCAGGCUCGUCCGGCCGCUCCACGGUCAAGCGCGAGGCCCGUCUGGACAAGGUGCUGUCGGACAUGAAGCGGCACCGGAAGAUCGAGCAGCAGAUCCUGCGCACGGGUCGCGACCUCUUCAAGAGCGAGAAAGCUCGGCCGGCGGGCGUCCCGGAGAAGCCCCUGUCACCCAACAGCCAGCGUGAGCGAGAGAAGGAGCGCGAGCGGGACAGUGACCCCAGCACCGUCUUCAGUCCUCGUCAGAGGAGAUACUGACUCUAGAUACUGACUUUCAGGUGUUUUUAUGUGAAUAAAUAAGAGUAUUGUGUA